UUUAACAUUUGAUUGGGCAAAACAAAUCAACCACUCUAAACUUUCCAGACAAAACAUAAGAUUGGCAUCCUAAACACUUCUCCAAAAGGAUAGCGGCUGCUCUUCCUCCUUCCAAACUCCUUACCUAAACCAGAUCUUGGAUCUAUCUAGUCUAGCAAUAAAAAAGAAGAGUGGAAAAAUCCCAGAAUAGCAAGAUGGGGAGAGGGAAGAUUGUGAUACGCAGGAUCGACAAUUCGACAAGUAGGCAAGUUACUUUCUCCAAAAGAAGAAGUGGGCUGCUUAAGAAGGCUAAGGAGCUAGCAGUCCUUUGUGAUGCGGAAGUUGGAGUAAUUGUCUUCUCCAGCACAGGCAAGCUCUAUGAUCAUGCAAACACUAGUAUGAAGUCCAUCAUUGAACGCUACAGCAAACAAAAAGAGGAGUGCCAGCCACUGUUAAAUCCUGCUUCAGAAGUGAAGUUGUGGAAAAGGGAGGCAGCAAGCUUGGGGAAGGAACUGCAGUGCUUGAAAGAAUAUCAUCGGCAAUUGAUGGGAGAAGAACUGUCUGGUUUGAGCAUCAAAGAUCUAGAAAAUCUAGAAAACCAGCUGGAGAAGAGUAUGAAAGGUGUUCGAAUUAAAAAGGAACAAAUUUUAACUGAUGAAAUUAAAGAGAUGAGCCAAAAGGGUAAUCUAAUUUAUCAAGAAAACCUAGAACUGCAUAAGAAGGUUGACCUCAUCGGUCAAGAAAAUGCAGAAUUGCGUAAGGUUUAUGGAGAACGGAAUGUGGAUGAAGCAAACAGAGCUUCCCGGCCACCCUACACGGUAGAAAAUGGAUAUGACUUGCAUGCCCCAAUCCGUCUCCAAUUGAGCCAGCCCCAGCCUCAGCCUCACAACAGUGAAGCACCAGCAAGCUCAAUGAAACUGGGGUUGCAACUCCAAUAUUAAAGCAGUUGACAACUGUGGAUGUUUAUCACUUAUCAGUCAUCAUCCACCACACAGAUCCAAGCUUAACAAUGAGAUCUCAAGCAUCAUGUGAAAGAUGCUCGGCAGCAGGACCAUCCUAUUUGGUAUGAUAUGUUUAAUACUAAGUUUAGAGGUUGGUGUAAAUAAUUGCCAGACCAGCUAUCCAUAUCAAAUAUGCAAUAAUGAAAAGCUCAAUGUGAGCCAGGUGUUAA
Populus trichocarpa (black cottonwood) is the source of this 1150-nucleotide messenger RNA. RefSeq names its product MADS-box transcription factor 23. Gene Ontology annotation, cellular component: nucleus. Gene Ontology annotation, molecular function: protein dimerization activity; DNA-binding transcription factor activity, RNA polymerase II-specific; RNA polymerase II cis-regulatory region sequence-specific DNA binding. Gene Ontology annotation, biological process: positive regulation of transcription by RNA polymerase II. The transcript has 9 exons. The coding region runs from base 195 to 920 and encodes 241 amino acids. The record is from RefSeq and is a predicted model, not a curated record. NCBI's taxonomy places the organism in Eukaryota, Viridiplantae, Streptophyta, Magnoliopsida, Malpighiales, Salicaceae.